UAUGUAAUCCCAUAGACAGGUAUAACUUCCGCUUUACCUAUGUCACAUUACAAAGGUGUAAAAACCAAUAUAACUAAGGAAUAUAUAGCUUUUAUUGAUGGUUAGACUGGCUUAAAAUAUCCAAUACCAGUGAUUUAUAUACAUUUAAUACUUAAACAUGCAUAAAAUAUUCGGCAAGAAGUCUAAAAGUAAGGACAAUUUAGCGGAUUAUACACAAAAUUCCACGCAAAAUGAUUUGCCCCGCCCAGCAGCAGAAACCAACAGUGUGCCUGAAACAAAUGGUACAUCAAAACAGCAGCCACCAGUUGUUCAGAAGAAUGACACUCCACCACAACCACCAAGACCAAAGCUUGUUUUUCAUUGUCAACAAGCUCAUGGCAGUCCAACAGGAAUUAUUUCCGGGUUUACAAACGUUAAAGAAUUAUACCAGAAAAUAGCUGAUUGCUAUGACAUGCCAGUUUCAGAGAUUUUAUUUUGUACGUUAAAUACACAUAAAGUAGAUAUGUCCCGACUUCUUGGAGGUCAAAUUGGAUUAGAAGAUUUCAUUUUUGCUCAUGUAAGAGGUCAACCAAAAGAAUGUGAGGUGACAAAAUCGGAGGAUGCUCUUGGACUAACUAUCACAGACAAUGGUGCAGGAUAUGCCUUUAUUAAACGUAUAAAAGAAAACAGUAUUAUGGAUAAAUGUCCGCUUGUUAGUCUGGGUGAUCAUAUAGAAAAAAUAGAUGGGAAAAGUUUGGUCGGAUGUCGGCACUUUGAAGUGGCAAAAAUGUUAAAAGAAAUUCAGAAAGGAACUACUUUUACAAUUCGAGUUGUGGAACCAAUGAAGUCCGGAUUUUCAUUUGUUGAACAAAAGCAGAGUAAAAAGGGCAGUAGUAAUAUAGGUUCAGGAAAACAGACAUUACGACUACGAUCAACAGGACCGGCCACAGUGGAGGACGUUGAUGAUUCUUCCAAUUUAGCUAUAGACAAGAUCAAUGGUUUAUUAGAGUCAUUCAUGGGUAUAAAUGAUACAGAAUUAGCACAACAAAUAUGGGAUAUGGGGAACAAACUAGACAACCCAAGUGAUUUUGCCAUGGCAAUCGACAAAUCAGAAAUUAAAGAUUUUGGAUUUGCUGAUGAUUUCGUGUUUGAUUUAUGGGGUGCCAUUAGUGAUGCAAAGAGUGGAAGAUUGAAUAAGUCAGAUGUCAAAGAUUUCAGUGAACAAUUUUAAACACAGGAGAGAGAUAGUUAAUUUUAUCAUUGAAAUAAUGUUACAGAUAUGUCAAAAUUAACCGGUGGGGCAUAGCAUUAUUUUAUUGACACAGUCCUGAUAUUCAUACUCAAAAAGCUCUUUUAUAGAUACAGAUAACAUUCCUGAUCAGUCCAAAAAGUAAAACAAAAAUGUUAAAUUAUGCAAAUGUAAACAAAAAAGAAUAUUGAGCUCAUUUUUUGGGUUUUAUUAUUGAUAUACAUGUUCGGCCUUUAAGAUUUUUGUUUCGGAUGAAUAUUAUGAUUAUUAAUAAAUUUUCUAAUCAAUACUUAAAAUUUUAGAAUCAGAAAUGAAAAAGUUGAAGUAAAAAUUAUCAAACUUGUUGGAGGUUCUGUGUAAAAAUUAGUAUUUAUAGUUUCAUUAUAUUUUUUGAACGAUAAGGAACUACCAUUAUAUAGCGCUCCAAGAGUUGAUUGAUAUGUCCCAGAGAAUUAUGACAAUUCAGUGUUUUUGCGACCAUAUAGGUCUUCAUUUAAAUUUUGUGAUAUUUGUUAUGAAUUAUUGUUUGUUUUAUGACCAAUUGUUUUAUAUAUGUGUGGAAAUUUUGCAUUUGUUAAUGUCUCAUUGCAGUGACUAAUUACAUCAAUGAUGAAAAGAACAUUUAUGAUUUAUACAAUUGGUAAUUAAAUCGGCUAACAUUAAAAUAUGUAUUUUAAUAAGUGUACAUAGAUUUAUUUUCAUAAUUAGCUCACUAAAAAUAAUUCAAUUGCUUGUUUUAUAGAAGUUACGAUGAACCAAUUCAGAAAUGUGUUGUAUUAUGGGAAAACUUCAUUCUUUUUGACGUUCUUGUUUGUCGAGACAUCAUUUAUGAGUUUGCUGACACUAUCCAACAUAUUUACAAGAAUUGAAAUUGAAUUUCUGAAUUGCUUCAUUGUCUAUUUUGUGGAUUUGAAAAUUUGUUUGAAUAGCCUUAAUUUAGAAAUUAUCAUAUUAUUUUUGAAUUAUUUAUGCCAUUAUGGCAAGGGAAUUUUUCUUUAAGGGUUCAUAUAUAUCACUUAAAAGAAAAGAAAAAUUGUCUCAUAAGCUAAAGAAAUCCUUUCUUUUAUAAUUUUCAUUGGGCUCUUUCUGUCUGUUUUUUUUAUGAGUUUUUUUAAUUGAUCUAUUAUAGUGCUCAAGAGAUUUGAAAGAGGUGAUGUAGUUGAUAGGCAAAUUUUUAAUAAUGUUUACAUAGAAACAUUUUAAUUCUCUUACUUUAAACCAAAAAUCAUCAGAUGCACUCAUUUUAGUUAGCCAUCGUAAUUAGUAAUUAUAGUUAUAUUAAAAAAAAAUGAUCAUAGAAAUAGCUGAAUAUGAACAUUUACAUUCAGUGCAUUAAAUCAUUUCGUCCAUCUUCCUGUACUGUUCCUUUUUCAUGUUAUUAUAAACAAAUCAUCCUUAUCAUGCAAGAAAUAUUUGCCACUGGACAUUAAGCAAAUAACAAUCAAUAAUUCAACAGUCUGUCAGCCUGGUAUUUACAUUCAUCAUUCUUUUUAUGUUACAAAUAUGCUGUAAAGUCAGAAAUUAUUGCCAGCAUUUAUUAUUGUGAUGUUCCAAGAAUGAUAACAAAAUGUCAGAAUUUUAUAGUUGUCAAGAAAAUCUUUAUAUAGAUAUAUGUGAUUGAUAUCAGAAGGCAAGUUUUUGUUAUUGCAAAAGUCACCCAGUCACAUGAUUUGCAUUAAUGAAAACCUUACUUUCUUUACAGUAGUAACAUAAGAAUGUCAAGAACUCUAUUUCUAGAGGUUUCAAAUUAAUACCAAUUAUAAGGCAAUCUUUCUGAAAUUAUCAUAUACUCAAAUGUUUUAUUUUAAAAUUAUUAUAAUGUCUAUUGGUAUGUUCACUGAGAGGUUAAAAUACAACAAAAUAUUUCAGAAUGUAAGUUUGAAUGAAAGAAACAUUAAUUAUUAUGAUUUUAAAACUUAAACUGACCAAGUAUUGAGUAUAUAUUUCAUUUCAUUUCAUAAAUUUUCUCAAGUUACUUGAAAAGCAGAAAUUAAUGACUUGUAAUUUUGGACUAAGAGAUGGGUUUAGAUCAAAUUAAUCAAUUGUUUUCAAAAGUUACCUUAUUAUUUUUUUUGAGUAAAUAAUGUAAGCUAAAUUGGGAAUGAUUAGUAUAUACAACUACUAAGACAGGUUGAUAUUUUGAGCUUUACGUCAGAAGUUUAUUGUUGUGAAUGUUAACAUGUGUGAUAUCAUUGUGUUAAUUAUUGUGUACAUUCCUGUUACUUUUACAAUCUAUUUCGUUCAUGUGAUAACAUGUUUGUUCAUGUUGUGUAUGUUGUCCAUUCAGAAUUAAGGAUUGCUCACAUGUACUACACACAUUCCUUGACAUACAUUUACUUUUCUAAUUAAAAACACUCACAUUCCUAGACAUAUAUUUACUUUUCAAGUUUAAAUGACUUAAAAGUAAUUAAGCAAGCUUCUGUAGAAACUUAUUAUUUUUAUCAUUUAUUUCAUUUCUCAACCUUUGAAUAUUGUUCUUAUCAUAUAUGAUAUUUUGUAAUCUAGAACAGGUCCACAAGUUAUUUCCUAAUGGAUUAUAUUAAUAUCAAAAACAUACGGUGUUUGAAUGCUUCUAUCAUAUAUAUAUUCAGUUUAAUAUUUUAAAUGAUAAUAGCAUAAAUAAUGGUUCAAAUAUCUAAGGAAAAUAAACUGAUAGAAACGGUACUUGUAUUAUAUGAAUGAAAUUUAUGUUACUUUCAACAUCAAAAAUAUUUUAAGAACAAGCACCUGCCUUGCAUUGAUCACAUUGGAAAAUCAAUUAUGACGAUUCUAAAUGGUAAUAUGCAUUUCAGAUUAACUUGACCAGAUAAAAGAUUAUCUAAUGCACAAACAAAACCAAUCAUUUCAAAACUAUUUUAAAAUAUUUCACUUGUGGAACAGGUUUUACUGUUACAGAAUUUUCCCUAUAGAUAUAUUUUUACUAUAUACUUGUUUAAGUGUUAAUUUUGUUGUCUCUAAUUCUCUAUUUAAUUUUUACCAAAAUUAUUUUUAUUGGAAACUUACAAAUGGAUUUUCAAUCAAAUAAAUUGAAGUUGAGAACCAAUAUCUUGAGUGCUGGUCACUUUACCAUAUAUAUUUAUUGAUCACUCGACUCAUGCUAGAAUUGUGACAAAUUGAGAUAGGAAUAAAAUGAUGAAUGUUCA
Mytilus trossulus (common blue mussel) is the source of this 4371-nucleotide messenger RNA. RefSeq names its product PDZ domain-containing protein GIPC1-like. Gene Ontology annotation, molecular function: protein binding. The transcript is spliced from 5 exons. NCBI's taxonomy places the organism in Eukaryota, Metazoa, Mollusca, Bivalvia, Mytilida, Mytilidae. Bases 158 to 1210 code for a protein of 350 amino acids. The record is from RefSeq and is a predicted model, not a curated record.